This is a messenger RNA of Sphenostylis stenocarpa, 4035 nucleotides long. NCBI's taxonomy places the organism in Eukaryota, Viridiplantae, Streptophyta, Magnoliopsida, Fabales, Fabaceae. The record is from the annotation of a GenBank genome assembly.
AUGGCUCCUCACUUCAUCUUCCCUCGCAGACUCGAAGACCUGGAAAACGAGGGACAAGAAGAAGAUAACAGGCUCUGCGUUCACAAUCCUGUCGAUGUUGCUUCCUUCGUUUCCUCCAAACUCGAAGAGUUUGUCAAAGGUGUGACGUUUGAUCUCUCCGACAAGGAGAUCCUCUGCAUCGAGGAGCAGGACUUGUUCGACCGAGUCUACUCCUUGGUUCGUGCCUUCCCCAUUCUCUCCCCUUCCUCUAAACUCAGCUUCCUCGAAACUCUCCGCUCUAACCUCGCCGUCCUCCUCCCCAAUGUCGAUUCCGUCUCCAGAGCCUCGCACGACCACGUCCCCCUUGCUUCUCAUCGCAACGCUUUCAAAAUAUACUCCUUCUUCCUCCUCAGCAUCCUUCUCGCUCUACACUCCAACACCUCCAACAAUACCUCCAAGGUUGUGGCUCCAAGUGCUAGGAAGAAACAAGCUGUGAAUUCAUGGAAUUGGGAGGCACAGAGAGCUCGGAUACUCAACCUCAUUGCCAACUCUUUGGAGAUAAACCUUGAAUUGCUUUUCGGUUCGCCGAACCUGGAUGAAAACUACUUGUCUUUCAUCACAAAAAAUGCUUUCUCUUUGUUUGAGGACGCGUCACUCUUAAAAGAUUCCGAUGUGAAAGAGGCCCUGUGCCGUAUUAUUGGAGCCUGCUCUACUAAGUACCAUUACACUGCACAGUCGUGUGCAUCCAUCGUGCACCUGGUUCACAAGUAUGAUUUUGUGGUCACGCACAUGGCUGAUGCAGUUGCUGCUGCUGAAAAGAAGUAUGCAGAUGGAAGCCUUGCCAUGUCCCUUGUUAGGGAAAUUGGAAGGACUAAUCCUAAAGAUUACGUGAAAGACACAGCUGGGGCUGAAAAUGUGGGUCGUUUCCUUGUCGAGCUUGCUGACCGCAUACCAAAAUUGAUUUCAACUAACAUUGGCAUUCUUGUCCCUCACUUUGGUGGAGAGUCCUAUAAAAUACGAAACGCACUUGUUGCAGUGCUGGGGAAGCUAAUAGCCAAGGCAUUUAAAGAUGUUAAUGUUGGCGAAGCAAGUUCUAAGUCCAUUCGAUUACGUACCAAGCAAGCUAUGUUGGACAUCUUACUUGAGCGGUGUAGAGAUGUCUCUGCUUACACCAGAAGUCGAGUUCUUCAGGUGUGGGCUGAGUUAUGUGAGGAGCACUCUAUUUCAAUUGGCCUGUGGAAUGAGGUUGCAGAAGUUGCUGCUGGAAGGUUGGAGGACAAGAGUGCAAUGGUCAGAAAAUCUGCUUUGAAUCUGUUGAUCAUGAUGCUGCAGCACAACCCUUUUGGUCCUCAGCUUCGAAUAGCCUCGUUUGAAGCAACCUUAGAUCAGUACAAAAUGAAGUUAAAAGAGCUUGAGCCUUAUGAAGGAGAAGAACCCUCCUCUGAUAAUGAUAAUUUUAAUGGCGAUGGAGAAGUGUUUGAUUUAAAUUGUGAAACUGUUGUGAAGGGUACGCAACAAGACAGUUUAACUGAUAGUUGCUUGUCCCAGUCAGAAGAUGCAAUCCCUUUGCAGAACAGUAGUGUUCCGGAUGUUGGGAACUUGGAACAAACUAGGGCAUUGAUUGCAUCACUUGAGGCUGGAUUGCGGUUCUCUAAAUGCAUAGGAGCCACAAUGCCAACACUUGUCCAAUUGAUGGCUUCAUCUUCUGCCACUGACGUUGAGAACACAAUUCUCUUAUUGAUGAGAUGCAAACAGUUUCAGAUUGAUAGCUCCGAGGAAUGUCUCCGAAAGAUGUUACCACUUGUGUUUUCUCAAGAUAAAUCCAUCUACGAAGCAGUGGAGAGUGCUUUCCAAACAAUAUACAUCAGGAAAAGUCCGAUCGAAACUGCCAAUAAUCUUUUGAGUCUUGCCAAUGAUUCCAAUAUAGGAGAUCUAGCCGCCCUUGAGUUUAUAGUUGGCGCCCUAGUCUCUAAGGGUGAUAUAUCUUCCAGCACGAUAUCAGCAUUAUGGGAUUUCUUUUGCUUCAAUAUUGGUGGAACAACUGCAGAGCAGAGUCGUAGUGCUUUAUCAGUCCUUUGCAUGGUUGCAAAGACGUCAACCGGUGUGCUUGGCUCACAUUUACAGGACAUAAUUGAUAUUGGAUUUGGUCGUUGGUCCAAAGUUGAUCCUUUGCUAGCAAGGACAGCUUGUGUUGCUAUCCAGAGAUUGUCCGAAGAAGACAAGAAAAAACUGUUGGCUGGUAGUAGUGCUCGAAUAUUUGGUAUUUUAGAAAGUUUAAUCACUGGUUUUUGGCUUCCCGCAAAUAUUUGGUUUGCUGCUGCUGACAAAGCCAUAGCUGCUGUCUAUGCCAUUCACCCUACCCCAGAAACCAUAGCAGUUGACAUGAUAAAGAAAUCUCUCAGUUCUGUCUGUAAUGAUGGGGGUGUUAAUGAGCAGAGUGACAUUGACACAAGUAGUGGCAGUAUUCCUCUCACAGUUCAAGUAGCAAAGCUUAGCAGAUGUUUAUUUAUAGUAAGUCAUAUUGCCAUGAAUCAACUGGUAUAUAUUGAAUCCUGUGCCCGUAAAAUUCAGAAGCAGAAACUUACAAAAGAGAAAAAGGACAGUGAGAAUCAGAACCUAGACAGUAAUGGCACAGUAUCAACUGCUACACAGAAGGAUAAUAAUAUAAAUGCAGAGUUAGGAUUUACUGCCUCGGAGGAUGCAGCACUUGAUGCUCUUUUUGAUAAGGCAGAAAAGGAAAUAAUAUCUGGUGGUUCAAAUGAAAAGAAUUUGAUUGGUGUCUGCGCAACAUUUGUGUCAAAGCUUUGUAGAAAUUUUGGACUAAUGCAGAAGUAUCCAGAAUUACAGGCGUCUGCAAUGCUAGCUUUGUGUCGAUUGAUGAUUAUUGAUGCAGAUUUUUGUGAUGCAAAUCUCCAACUCCUUUUCACUGUUGUGGAAAGCGCGCAUUCUGAAACUGUCCGUUCGAAUUGCACAAUUGCUUUGGGAGAUUUAGCGGUACGGUUUCCCAAUCUUUUAGAACCAUGGACAGAAAACAUGUAUGCCCGCCUAAAGGACCCCUGUGCAUCUGUUAGGAAGAAUGCUGUAUUGGUGCUUUCACAUCUCAUACUAAAUGACAUGAUGAAGGUGAAAGGGUACAUUAAUGAAAUGGCCGUAAGAUUAGAAGAUGAAGAUGAGAGGAUUUCAAACCUUGCUAAGCUAUUUUUUCUUGAACUUUCCAAGAAAGGAAACAAUCCAAUAUAUAACUUACUUCCGGAUAUACUAAGCAAAUUAUCCCAGCAAAAUCUGAGCAAAGAUUCUUUCUGCAACAUCAUGCAAUUUUUAAUUGCUUCCAUCAAGAAGGAUAGACAAAUGGAAGCUUUGGUGGAAAAGCUAUGUCAUCGGUUUAGUGGUGUUACAGAUGUCCUACAAUGGGAAUAUAUAUCGUAUUGUCUAUCUCAGUUAUCUUUUACUGAAAAAGGGAUGAAAAAACUCAUAGAGUUAUUUAAGUCAUAUGAGCAUGUCUUGUCUGAGGAUUCUGUGAUGGACCAUUUCAGGAACAUACUAAACAAGGGAAAGAAGUUUGCGAAGCUUGAACUUAAAGCUUGCAUUGAAGAGUUUGAGGAUAAGCUGAAUAAGUUUCACGCGGAUAGAAAGGAACAGGAAGUUACAGCUCGAAAUGCCCAAAUUCAUCAACAAAAGAUUGACAGCAUGGAAGGAUUUACUGUGGCUACAAAUUCUGAUGAUCACUCACAGUCUAAUUCUGCUUCAGAUGAAACAGAAGGGGAAGUAAUUGAUGGUUGCGCGGAAGAGGCAACGUUGCCAUCAAAUGGGAAAUCAGAAUCUAAACUUGUGUCAGGUGAUCUUUCUGGAACUUCUGCGUCGGAUCAAGGGGAUAUUGAAAUCCAAUCAACCGAGGUUAAGAUGAGAGGAGUUCAUCGGUCCAAAACUAAUAAAAGCAAUGUUAAACAUGAAAAGGGUGAUAAUAUCUCUGUCACCAAAAGAAAUACUCGGUCAAGGAGGUAUGCCUUAUUCUUCUUUAGCUUGUAUUUGCGUGAUAAGAUCCUGCUAACAUUUUGA